AUGGUAAGAUCACGCUGUCUGUCUCUGGCUUGUAAGGAAAUGAACUGGGGCUUCUCGGUGGAGACUGGCUGGUUAAAAGGGCAGCCAUCUGAGAACCCAGAGGAUCAGCCGACCACUGGGGUCUUUGGACGAAUCGGGAGCUGGUUCUCUCCAUGGAAGGGAAAAAGUCCAAAGGUUUCUACAGAAAAUGCCUUGCCAAAUAGUGAUCAGGCUGUUAAGUUAGAGGGAGAAGAGGAGAGUGAGCAGUCUGUGACACGGCAGGCAAGGGAACAACAGUUGGAAGAAGAAAAGGAACACCGCUCCAAUCCUAAUUCUCUGGGUCUCCGCAGAGACACUUUCCUCUGUGAAGAGGAGGACGCCACGCAGUCUGCCCACAGGGACGGCUUCGUUGUGAGCAGCAGUGAGCCAGGAGAAGGAGGUCCAAAAGAGGAGGAGUUUGUGGCGUGCAGAAGUAGGAGAAUAGGGCAGGGCAAGGAGAGGGAGGAGAGUGGCAAUGGUAAUUUGGUGAGCGGGAAUCCAGAGAAUGCCAGUCAUCUGACACAUCUGUCUUCCUCUUCUGAGCAAGGCGUGGUAUGGGACUCUGACCAGGUUCAUACCAAGCCUCAGGCCCAGACACAAGCACAGGCUCAGGCAGGUAAGAGGCUCCAUGUGUACCUAGAGGAGACUAGUGUGAUUCAAAGCGACAAAGACACCUGUGUUAGACAGGAAGUGGUCCGUACCAAAGUCAAUAAAAGCUUACAGAUCCCCCCUAAGGCAAAGUCAUCCACAAGUUUUGAAUCAUCAUAUAGCUUAAGUUUAAGAAGCACAGAGAACAAAAAGCCAAAUGUGAGGCUCCCUGGUGGGACACAGGGUUGUUACAGUGCCCUAGCAGGAGUGUCACUGAAAUCACACAAAGACUUACAGUCAGAGAGUGAACCUGAUCAAGAACAAACAGAGGCAGACAGCAUGGGUCGUAAAAACGCUGCCAGAAAAAAAUCCAAGAAGAACUUUCAGGGAGAUGCAGGUACCAGCCUGCAGGAAAAAAUACCCUCCAAUGCCCACCCUGCCUCAGAGGGAUUCCCUACAUCAGAUGACUCAAUGAACAGUCCUCAGGGUGAAAGUCCAACUCACAUGAGAGAGUCAUCAGUGAACUCCUCCUCCAAACACAACCCCACCUUUCAAGACUCACCUGCAGGAGGGAACAGUAAGACUUCCUGCCCUGACACGGUCAAACAUUCAGACAACUUCCAGGACUCAGAAUCAGUCACUUUGGCAUGUGUGGUUGAUGGCGGUACAGACAUGGAGGAUGAUUAUGACUUUUACAAAGUGGAAAGGAAGACGGAGACACCAGAGUCCAAACGCAGGAGUAUGAAGGUUUCUUUGAGUGAGGUGAAGUUUUUUACAAAGAAUGUGCCUUUGAAAGCUGAGGAAAGUCCGGCUGGAGAUGACCGGGAUUCUAAGUCAGCAUUAAAAAGUACCAAAAAUGAAGUAAAGGAUAAGCCCAAAACAGAGAUUCAUGCAAGACUACAAGAUCUGGAAAAACUUGAAGAGGAGCCUAAGCCUGCUGUUGGCAGGAUUGGAGAUAAGAUCAGCCUCUUUGAGCGCCGGGCGGCAGGAGGCCUCAAGCAGACCUUCCAAAGCCCAAGGAGUGCUGAUGUCUCCCCAGUCAGGAAAGCCACUGAGAGGCUGAAAAAAGACUUUGAGUUGUCAGAUAAGAGGUCGAAAUCAGCUGAACGUUACAGUACUGCUAGCUCCAGAUCUGAAUCACCUGUCGGGGAGAAACCAAUGACGAUCAAGGAGCGAAAAAGGAACUUUCUAAAGGCAUCUUUACCAGCGGAGAAACCAGCACUACCUCAAAAGCCAGCCAUGACAGGAAUGUCUCAAAAGUCUUCCUCGUCUGUGACAGUUGCUGCAUCAAAGUCACCAGAACUGGAGAGUCAGGGUAAACGGGAUACUAAAGAGAAGACAGAGACAAUGGCAAUGUCAGAGAUAACAUUAAGACCAGAUGGACGGGAUACCGCUAUUGUGGGGGUAAAAAUUUCCAUUCCUAAAGAACAACAUACAGUCUCCAAAGUAAAACACACAGAGACCUCAAAAACAACAGACCAAGGUACAAAAUCAGAUGCUAAAGGGACAGGUGAUUCUGCAGAACUGACUAACAAUGUAAGCCUACCGGUCAAACGCCGUAGCAGAUCAGGCUCCCGUUCUAAAAGAAGGAAAAGCAGAGAACCAGCCAGUCCCCUCAGCCCAAACAGUCAAAACGAGGCAGACCAAUUUAGUAGUAAGCAAGAGCUCACAGCUGUAAAACAACAGGGGGAUGAUACAGAGGAGACUAUUUCAGCCUCCAAAGAUUUCACAGAAAAAGUAUCAUUACCAGUCGAUAAAGCAGAAGGAAAUACAUCAGAUAAACAGCCUGUGACUGAUACCAAACAGCAAGCAUUUAAAACAUCUAAAAAGGACAAACUGUCCAACAGACAGGAGGGAUUACCUGAACCAUCUGUCAACAAAGAUGAACCUGAUACUGCUCCUUCUAGCAGAGGGACAAAGACACCUAUUGACAAGGUUCCUAUUAUUUUACCCCAAAAGGAGGAAAAGGCAGGGGGAGACAGCCUCUCAUUCACUAAAGAGGGUAAAAAUGCCUCCAAAGACAGCAGAGAAAUACCAUCCUCCUCCCCCUCAUCUUCAGAACAACUUGUUGAGAAGACUCCUUCAGUGGAGAAAAACCCACCUGUUGAAACCCCCAAAACAGAUAAAGAAUUCUCAAUGCAAUCUGAAUCAAAAAGCAAAUUAAAAGCGGGGCAGCCCAGUAAAAAAGACACAGGGCAAACACAGCAACAGCAACAGCAAAACAACAACACAGAACCAAUAAAUCAGACUGAGGCCAGAGACUUAGAAAUAUCCCCAAAAACCGAGAAGGAAAAAACAAAUCAGAGUGAGAACCAAGGCAACGGAGAACAACAACAGCUCUUGCCUUUAAAUAAAAAUACAACAAAAGGCGAGGUUUCACAAAAUGUACAAGGUAUCUCAGGGACAGAAGGAAGCAUUGUGAGGGAUGAUCAGGAAAAAAAUGCUGCAACAAAGGAAGGAGCACAGCCUGUCAGAGGCAUAACAAAACCAGAAGCCAGCCAGCCAGAACCAGCCUCUCAGUCCUCAAACAGUAGAGUUGGAUCGUCGGACCUCCCCGCUCCAACACAACACAUAAAUCAGACGGUGACUAAACACCCAGAAAACACUGCUGUUUGUGCCCAGGCUGGAACCAAGAGUGAGAGAGGGCCAUCCCAGGGAAAGAAGGCAACAAAUGGGCCUGAGUUACAAACAACAUCUACAGAAAGUCCUGGAACAGAGAAACGGCCAGUGGUGAUUGCAGCCGAACCGCAGCCUAAUUCUGUAUCUGUGGAAAAAACAGAGAAUUCAGCCGAUGACUCACAUACACAUGGAGCUAAUGAUGCUGAGUUCUCCAGCUCAAAACCUAUUACAAAGGCAAAUACAGCAGUUGAAGAAGCGACCCUAAAAGUUGCUAAUGACACUCCAGUACUGAUUACUGCACAGACUGAUAAUAUGGCAGAGAAAAGCUCAUCUGUUAAAGAGCCUACUCCUAUUUCUGUGUCUAAGUCUGUGAGCAGUGAGGUAUCAGGCCAGGAUGAUGGGAAUAAAAGCUCAGUUGACAAGUUAGUGGCCUCAAAAGUCAAAAUCUCAUCAGAUAAAAUGAAAGCAGGGCUUAGCCAAGCACAGUGUGAAGAAACACAAACUACAGCAAGCAUAAAUGAUAUCACUUCACUCAAGGGCUCAGAAAAAAUAACACACAGCUCUCCUGGCACAGUCAAAAAGGAACCAGUCAAUAUAAAGCCUAAGCAGAUUCUAAAAGAGCUCCCUUCCUCAAAGGCUAAUAAAAUGAGCCUAGACUCAAUCCAGCAUUCCAUGAAGAGGUUCAAUUUGCCACGAGGACUAAGCAAAGAUGAUUCAGCAACACGGCAAGAUGCCCCUUCUAGCUGGCUGGAUUUGGACUUUCCCAAACCGAAACGUAAAGUCCUGAAGCCAAAACUGAGUUCCUCUGGGAGUGAGAGCAAUCUACUGGACACUUCUGGUGAGCUAGAUGAUAAUGAUUUUGUUGAGAAAAUCAAGAAGCUUUGCGCUCCCUUCUCUCUACCGCCUCGUAAACACAACCACCUUCGGCCCCCUCAGCCCGCCUUUGCGAUGCCGGCUAUCAAGGAAGACCACUUUGAGAAGACGUUUGACCCUGAGGACUUCAAGUUUGGCUUGAGGAAGAAUAAUUUCGUCUUAGAUACAGCCUCAAACCUCUUUGACAAGCUCCACAACACAGAGGUGAAAGCUGGUGUAAGGCCUGUCAGGGCUAGUUUAGCAGACAGGAGUAUAUUGCUCAGUAGCUUGGACACCAACUCUCGCCUCAAGGAAAAGACCUCCGUCAAAGAUGAGGAGGAUGGCAAGGAAGAGAAAGAUGAACAGUUUAAAGUGAGGUCUCGCUUAGAGAGGAGCUGUGUCUUCAGUGGUCUCACCAGCUCUAGCAUAAGAGGGAAGAAAAAUGGAGCAGAAAGCCCCAAAUCUGAGAACGGGUCACCCACUGAAGCCCCCCUACCCAGCACUCCACUUUUAUCCCAGUCACCCCUGCCGAGCCCAACUGACACAACUUUACUCCAAAACACACUGUCAAAGCAGAGCGUUGCCCCAAGCAAAAGAGAGGAAGCUCAGGCUGUGGAGGCAGUGGUCAGUGACUCACGUCCUCCACUUCCCUCCUUCGACAACAUCAAACUGCCAGACUAUUUAGAGAAGUACCUCCCCCGAGAACCAGUGAAACCAGUGCAGAAUAUACAAGGAACGGAGCAAGUCAAAACGGAGGUUACUGGAAAAAUGACAACUCCAGUCCCUGUAGUUGAAGCAGACCUGCUUGUAAAACCAGGACUGGUGCUUCCUGAUGCUGUGCCUUCAUCUUUUCCUGGGAUUCCUCCAACCACAGUCCCAACACUCCCUGAGAUUAAACAGCCUUCGGCUCAGCUGCCGGGGAUACUUAGUAAUAAUAUAAGAACCGCCAGAGGGUUUCACAAACGUCGUGGAAAGAUGGUGUUGUUCGAGAAAGCUCACUUCUGUGGCCAAGCUUAUGAUAUUUACGGGGAUGUAGCAGAUGCUACAGCUCUGCAGUUCUCACCGCUCAUAUCUGCGAAGGUCAUUAGAGGAUGUUGGGUGUUGUAUGAGAAGCCUGACUUCCAGGGACGCCUCAUUGCCCUGGAGGAAGGUGGCAUAGAAUUGACAAAUGAGUGGGCAGACUCUGGACUGGAGACAGACCCAGACAACCAGCCAAUGGUGAUUGGCUCUAUUCGACUGGCUGUCUCUGAUUACAACAUCCCCCAUAUUGAUCUGUUUACUGAACCAGAGGGACACGGCAGAGUAACACCAUACCAUGAAGAUGCAAUAGAGACGGGUUCAUUUGGCAUCCCUCUGAGCACUGCUUCCAUCCGAGUGCACUCGGGGGUGUGGCUGGUGUUCAGUGAUCCGGGGUUCGAGGGCAUGCUAGCUGUGCUGGACAUAGGAGAGUACCCUUAUCCUGAGACCUGGGGCUUCCCAUCACCAUUCAUAGGAUCUCUCAGACCACUUAGAAUGGGUGGUUACAAAGUGGAGAAUCCCAAUGAAGUCAAGGUUGCGAUGUAUGAGAAGCCUGGCUUUGAGGGCACGUGUAUGGAAAUCGACAGUGAGGUUUUCAGCUUUUGUGACAGUGAAGGAGGCCUUGAAGCAGAAGAAGCUAACCUUGACUCAAAGAAGCUGAAGUCUGUGGGUUCCUUAAAGGUCAUCGGAGGGCUCUGGGUGGGCUACAACCAGCCAGGAUUUGAGGGCCAGCAGUACAUCCUAGAGGAAGGAGAGUACCUGGACUGCAAUGACUGGGGAGGCUCAGAGCUUCUGUCACUGCGACCAAUACUGUCUGAUUUCAUGUCUCCACAUCUCAAAAUGUUCAGUGACAGAGAUUUCGGUGAGCUGGGAGUUAACAUUGAUGUGAGGGUGCCUCUUAUCAACAUGGAUGACACAGGCUAUGGCAUGAAGACACAAUCUAUUGACGUCAUCAGUGGAGUCUGGGUUGUGUUUGAGGAGCCUGGCUUUUGUGGGGAAUGCUACAUCCUGGAAAAAGGCCUGUAUGGUAGCCCAGAGGACUGGGGGGCGCUACAGCCUAGAAUUGCCUCAGUGAUGCCUGUUGUGGUGGAUGAUUUUGACACCACAGCCAAGUUUAAGGUGCAACUCUUCUCUGAACCAGGUUUUCAAGGCUCUGUCCUCGCUCUGGAGGACAGUGUAACCUCCCUGCAGGAAGGUUUCUCCGUGGCCUCCUGCAAGGUUCUGGCGGGCAGUUGGCUGGCAUUUGAGGGCCAGGACUUCACCAGCACAAUGUAUGUGUUAGAAAUGGGGAACUACUCGGACCUGAGAGCAAUGGGCUGUGUCAGUGAAAGCUCUUCCAUCCUGUCAUUACAGCCUGCUGGCUUUGAGUUUUCACUGCCAUCCAUCACUCUUUUUGAGCGCUGUGGCCUGCGGGGGAAGAGAGUGGUUCUGAGAGACGGAUCAGUCAACCUUCAGCUGGCUGGAGGCUGUGGCAGAGUCCAGUCUGUGCUCGUGGAAGGAGGCAUAUGGAUAUUAUAUGAGGGAAUCAACUAUCGGGGGGCUCAGAUGUUGCUGAAACCUGGUGAGGUGCUCGACUGGCGUGAGAUAAGCAACUGGAAGAGAAUUGGAUCCCUCCGCCCUCUUCUACAGAGGCAAGUGUACUUCCGUUUAAGGAAUAGACAGUCGGGGCUCGUGAUGUCACUGACCGGAGAUUUGGAUGAUAUCAAACUGCUGCGGAUUCAGGAAAUGGAGGAGACGGAUGGUUACGAGCAAAUCUGGUACUACCAGAACGGGCAUAUCCACUGCAAGCUGCUGGAGGAGUGCUGUCUGAGUCCCAGUGGCAGCGUGAUCAUCGCAGGAGGCCGUGCAGGCGUCACGCCGGAGCAAGACAACCAAGAACACCUCUGGAGCAUCACGCCAGAGGGCUUUAUUUUCUACACCCCCACCUCUGAUCUGGUCCUGGAGGUGAAAGGAGGCAAUCAUUAUGAUAAAAACCAAGUGAUUCUCAACACUAUUGAUCCAAAUAAACUCACCCAAAGUUGGAAUGUGGAGAUUAUAUAAAACACUGAGCUGCUGAACUGGAUCACUAGUAUUAUCAGACGAACAGCUCUACUGGAGGCUCUGUUACCGUAUGACGAGUGUUCAAGGACAACGUGCAUCAUCGGAGUGUCUGCUGAACCUUUGCUGCUGGAGGACUAUAAAGUUUCCACAGAGGAAGUGAGCAUAGGGAGCGAUGGAAAGAAAUCCGUAAGAAUGUAUUACUACCCACUUGACGGAGAGUGAGGAUUGAGCUUGAAACAACUUCACAUUUUACCUAUCCAAUAAUCUAUCUCAAGGUUUAUAUAUUUUGUCUUUUCAUUUGAUAAAUGCCUGAUUUGUAAUUAACUUAAGCAGUGUUAACAUGAUUUCAUACCUUUUUCAUUAAAUAUUAUUACCUUACUUUCCAGCUGCAUUAAUAAGGAAACAAAAACUACAACUCAGCUUAGCACAUUAAAUGUCUCUUUAUUUUGUGCAGUCAAACCUAUAUGACAAACUUUUGUUUUCGGAAAAGUGAAUGUAUUUUUGUCAAUAAAUGUAUUAAAUACAUUUUACAGUAGACUGAUAUACACAUGAUGUUCAACUUAAUUACAAAAAUGGUUUAUAUUAGAAGUUCCAUUGUUUGUUAUCCCCCAGAUGUUUCAUUCAGCUCACUUACUGUAUUCUGCAUUCACAAUAUGUGAGAUGCAAUGUGAUAAUGGGGAAGAUUUCCAUAUAACACACGUGCUCAUAGAAGAUGGAAAACAACCCAACUAGUGCAAAAGAAUACCUACCUGUCUUACAGUGCUGCAUCUGCUUCACCUGGUGUCUCAUUAACUUCUACCGAUGAACAUUUCCAGCUGACUGUCUUGUAACAGACAUUGUUUUAAUGUAACUACUGCAUAGACUGCAGCAAUCAGAAAACAACCAAAAGCCUGGUUGUUAUUAACAGUUGGAUGCUGACUUGAAUGGUAUUUAUAAGUCCACAGUUGUUCAGCAGUAGUAACUUCACCAUGAAGUAAACAAAGCAUAGCCUGAGCGCCUUCUGAAAACUUCAAGACAGUACAGGAAGGUUUUAGCUUUAACAACAACAACAGCUUUUGGCAAGCUCCCAUUACAAGCUCAGGUCACGCUUGUAGUCUGCAGCACAACAGCAGGAGCUCUGAUCUUUUUGGAUAAUGCAGUCUGCUGCUGUCAGAGAGUAGCCUUGUGAAGGUGAAAAGAAUAUUUCUUUCU
This is a messenger RNA of Scomber japonicus (chub mackerel), 8325 nucleotides long. RefSeq names its product beta/gamma crystallin domain-containing protein 1-like. Bases 1 to 7134 code for a protein of 2377 amino acids. The record is from RefSeq and is a predicted model, not a curated record. NCBI's taxonomy places the organism in Eukaryota, Metazoa, Chordata, Actinopteri, Scombriformes, Scombridae. The transcript is spliced from 22 exons.